Molecule: messenger RNA, 897 nt
Organism: Lactuca virosa
Lineage: Eukaryota; Viridiplantae; Streptophyta; Magnoliopsida; Asterales; Asteraceae
Source: the annotation of a GenBank genome assembly
AUGUUACACACGCCAACUGGUUUCGCCCUGCCAUGGGCUCAUCAUGGAAGCAGCACUAGCCCCCGACCAGUUGUAUCUCUAGAAUGCUACGACCCCCUUCAUUGUCACACACUUCAGCGAGUCGGCCAGACAACAACGACUAGCAUAACAACGUCUCUUGGGCUAGGACUUCCCCUUUUGAACCCAAUGGCAAGCUAUUCCAGUGGCAUGGUCUUUGUCUUUUUGCACCAAUCACUGCGGCAUUCCGAUUCUACGCCUCCUCCUAAAUUCUGCUAUAUAUAUCGACAACAGGUGGAGACUAUGGAUUCAAGCGUAUCUGGAAAGAAAUCUAGUGAGAAGGAAAUACCAACUUUCAAUAUUGAGAAUAUGCAAAGCAACAUGAAGGUGAUAUACUACAGUCGAACAUUCAUGUCCAUCAUUGGUGGAGUGAUUGCUGGAAUUUUGGGAGUAAAUGGGCUCAUGGGAUUUGUUAUUUAUUGUCUUGUCAUGGCUAUUACAUCUGUUUGUUUAACAGCCAAGGCAGGUUUUUCAAUCCAUUCAUAUUUCGAUACCUGGAAUAGGGUUCUGCUUGAUGGCUUCCUAGGGGGCCUUUUGUCAUUCGUGCUGUUCUGGACAUUUGCUUAUGAUAUCGUGCAUAUCUUUUAAACAAUCCCACUUGAAAUACAAGAAGCAAGCUUGUUUUCUGGAGUUUACAUAAAGAAGAGGUGUUGGAGCUCAGAUUGAAGGGUUUUUAUUUUAUAGCUUGUAAUUGUUAAAACUUUUAUUUCAUAGUUUUUCAAACUUUAUAUAUGGUUCUAGGACCUAAGAUUUAAUUUGGAAGAGUUCAUGUGACUUGGGCGGUUAUUCUGUUACUUUGUGCAACCUUGUGUUAUAUCAUCUCUUUGAUCCAAAAUUUAA